This is a messenger RNA of Nerophis lumbriciformis (worm pipefish), 1860 nucleotides long. The record is from RefSeq and is a predicted model, not a curated record. NCBI's taxonomy places the organism in Eukaryota, Metazoa, Chordata, Actinopteri, Syngnathiformes, Syngnathidae.
AUGGCCGGGCCGCAAGGCCGGGCCACACGGCCGGGGGCACCGGCGGAGGACGACCGAAUGGACGACCAGGAGGACGUCCAGGACGCAAGUUGUUUCGUCGCCUUUGAGGAACUACAAGGUGUAACCAGCAAUUUGGUGGUGGUUCCUGAGACACUGGACGCAGUGCAGGGCAAGAAGAUCACAUUGAACUGCUGGAUCGGGUCCGUGCCCGACCUGAAACUUAUCCAGAGCUCCUGGGAGCGCCAACUCCCUUCAGGCAAGGAGAUUCUCGCAGUGUACCACUCAGAGUACGGGACAUCCAUCCCCACAGAGUUAGCCAAUCGCGUCACCUUCGUUUCUGCCACGACCGGCGAUGUCAGCAUCACCCUGGACAACGUAACCCUUGAUGAUAUCGGCGUAUACACUUGCAAGGCGUCCACUUUUCCACUAGGAAAUUCCCAAGCAUCCACACAAGUCAAUGUAUUAGUGGAGCCCAAAGUGUACGUGUCGGCCAGUCCCGUCGCCCUCGUGGACGGUGAGGGCGAAUCUCUGGUGGCCACCUGCAUCGCAGAGAAAGGCCGCCCCACUGCCGAGGUCUCCUGGGAGACGGACCUGCGCGGCCGUGUGGAGAAACAGACUGUUGAGGAGACUGACGGCACGGUCAGUGUGCAGGUCCGCUACCUGUGGCAGCCGUCAAGCUCCGCCCAGGGCAAGACGCUCACCUGUGUGGUGCACCACCCCGCACUGCAGACAGAGUUCAGGAUACCAUACGUGCUCAAUAUUCAGUUUGCACCGACGGUCAUCAUAGAGGGGGUAGAGAAAAACUGGUAUGCCGGACAAACCGACGUUGUGCUCAUUUGUGACGCACAGGCCAACCCCCCUACCCACCAGUAUUUAUGGGCCAGGUUGGACGGGCCAAUGCCGAAUGGCGUUGAGGCCAUUAGCAACAGGUUUGCGUUCUUGCGUCCGCUGGAGCUCAAUGACUCAGGCGUAUACCGCUGCGAAGCCAGCAAUGAUGUCGGCACCCGUAGCCAAGACUUAUCCUUCUGGGUCCAAGGUCCGAAUUUCCUGCGUCUACGUGUUCUGCUAAGAAAGCUAAUGCAGCAGAACCUCGCUGCCAUGUUGGGAAGGAAGGAGCACUACUUUGACUCGCUCUACUCAAACUUUGCCAGUCUUUAUAAGAGCUUUGCUGUUGAACUGGCGACAAAACCCCUACACCCCACCUCCACCGGGCGCAACCUCACCUUCCAGUCUCUGUCCUCUGCUGCAGCGCUAGAACGCCCAUCUACCACGGCCACCCCUUCUCCCACCACCCGGACGACUAGCAUAGUGUCUGGCACAGAGCGCUCCCAAUUCACCUCCCCCACACUGGCCCCUGAGGGGGACAACAUGCUGGGUGUCAUAGUGGGCGGAGUGGUAAUCGGCCUCUUGUUUCUGAUCCUGGCACCGCUUGCGGCCUGGUUUUGUUUCAUCCGCAAGCGCCGGACCUUCCGGGGCGACUACUACACCAAGCAGUACCUGGGCCCUUCGGACAUGCAGAAGGAGACGCAGCUGGACGUGCUGCAGCCCCACGAGCUCCAAGAGGUGUACGGAGACAAGGCCGACAAAGGCAGUCAGGAGUUGAAGCCGAAACUCUGCGGGGACGUCAUUUACCCCGACUACACGAGUAAGGAACAGGGCGGUGACGACUGGACCGAUCGCGAGGGCGACUACUACCCCGACCCCUACCACGGUCAGAACAUGCACCACCCGUGCGGGCCCCCCGUGCUCACCAACGGCUCGCCCUACCUCUCAAACAACCGCUACAACAACUGCACCGACAGCGACUACGUGGCGCACGUGGACGGCUCGGUCAUUUCGCGACGGGAGUGGUACGUCUGA